AUGACCAGUCCUACGAUCGACAGCCCUAUAUCCCACCUACUUACGCUCCCCAACGAGCUCCUACUCAACCUCGGCGAACACCUCCUCCCAUGCUCUCUAUACUCCCUAAUCCGCACAUCCCGCCGCCUCGCGAUUCUCCUCCUGCCACGCCUCCGCACCCUCGCAUGCUACGACGACUUCUCUAUCACCGCCCUGUUCUGGGCCGCCGCCUCAUCCAACAGUAUCCUCGCGAGUCAGAUACUGACAAAAACAACCGCAAUCUUCAGGAUCCUUCCGGCAGCACACACUCCACCGGCCGCCAUCACAGCACAAUCAUCAUCACUGCUGCUGCAUCCGACCCAUGUAGCCACGGGGGAGAAGGGCGGUGAGCUGGUGGAAACAAUCAAAGAUGUCCUCGGCGCGGGUGCGGAACUCAUUCUCCACUAUAAAUGCAUAACAUACACCUCUUUAUUCUGGGCCGUCGAGGCCGGUCAUAAAAAUCUUGCCACACUAAUCCUCAAAUCCGACGAAGAAUUGUCAAACAUCAACACACUCAAUGCGUGUGGCCGGUCUGCACUUCAUGAGGCCGUCUACCGCGGCAAUUAUACAAUGGUGCAAUUAAUACUGUCCAACACAACAACCUGCGUUGACCUUCCAGACGCACAGGGUCGUACACCCCUAUACUUGGCCGUUGUAGAACGCAAAGACCCGGGGAUGACCGCGUUGCUAUUGGAGCACGGCGCAAACACAACAUCCUACACUGAUCCCGCCACUGGGCGGAAGCUUCUCCAUCUUAGCGUUCUUCACCCUGGCACGUCCGCGAUGGUAAGUUCACUGUUAGCACAUGGCGCGGAUCCAACUAGUCGUACAUUGAUGGGCCAAUCAGCGUUGCAUCUGGCGGCAAAGCUUGCUGAUGCAACCACGGUUCGCGUACUAUUGUCAAAUGCAAAAUGUGCUGAGAACAUAAACACGCGGGAUAUGUUUGGAUGGUCGCCGUUACAUCUUGCAGCAAAGGCGGGCGAGGAAGAGGUCGUCAAAGUUCUGCUCGAGAAAGGUGCAGAGGCAAAUGCAAGGGACGAUUAUGGCGCCACUCCAUUGCAUCGUGCAGUAUGGGCUGGUAGGGAGAGAGUCUUGGGAAUGUUAGUGGAGCACGGGGCUGAUCCUCACAUGGCCGAUGAUUCGGGGAAGACCGGAUUGGACCUGGCAAUGAUCAAAAUGAGAAUAAGAGAAGGGGGUGCAAGAGGUGUUGUUAAUAGAGCGUGGAGUGAGAUCGCCAAUGGCGGGGACAUACUUUGA
Molecule: messenger RNA, 1275 nt
Organism: Morchella importuna
Lineage: Eukaryota; Fungi; Ascomycota; Pezizomycetes; Pezizales; Morchellaceae
Exons: 1
Coding region: 1-1275 (424 amino acids)
Molecular function (GO): protein binding
Source: RefSeq, a predicted model, not a curated record